AUGGAUCUGUCUCUGUCGUUUUGGCUCAUGCUGGGCUGGCAUCUUGUCAGACGGGUCCUACGUCUCUAUGGAUACAUGCGAAUGAAACCAAUUCCCGUACCAGAGAACCCUCAGAUGCGAUCGGAUUGUGUCAGCGUGAUAAUACCCACCAUUGGCGCACCCGUAGAACUCAUACCUCGGCUCCACGCAAUGCUGGACAACCACCCCAAGGAGAUUAUCAUUGUCACAACAGCAGCUUUAAUCGGAGAAUUGAAAGAAGUCCUCCAAAAAUUCGUUCCGAAGGAGCAAAUGCGCAAAAUUCAGGUUCUCGACAUUCUGUUACCCAAUAAACGAAACCAGCUCGCUCGCGGUAUACAAGUAGCCACAGGGGAGAUCAUCGUGUUGGCGGACGAUGACGUUUACUGGAGCAAGGACCUUUUACGACAAGUGCUUGGCGUCUUGGAAUUGGAGCCCAAAGUUGGUGGCGUCACAACGCUGAUAGCAGCACACGGCUUGGAUGCUCGAGAUCCAGAAUCGAUCACGGUGUGGGAAGCUCUUGAGUCUCGACGCAUGAGCAUGCGCAAUAUCGACAUUGCAGCCUCCAGCUGGCUGGAUGGUAGUCAAACAGUUCUUACUGGACGGACUGCAGCUUAUCGAGCCCGUAUCCUAAAAGACCCAGAGUAUCUAUCUGCUUUUACAAACGAGCACUGGCUUGGGAGAUAUCGCAUGCAUUGCGGCGAUGACCAAUUCGCUACCCGCUGGCUGUUGAAUCACGGUUGGGAAGGUCGUAUCCAGACAGGAGCUACGAUCCAUAGCGAGGCCCUCUGCGACAGCCGGCAUAUCAAACAGACCCUACGAUGGGCAAGAAAUGGGAAGAUCUCGAGUGCGAAGCGGAUUUUCUCGAAACGCAUGUGGAAAGAAUACCCAUGGCUAUCAUUACUCACAGCUCAAACCGUUGUCGCCAUGAUAAUUCAAACAUGGCGUCUCUCAUUUCUGGUGUAUAUUUUCUCUGACCCAUGGCUUCUAAUUGAAAGGCUCUUUCGCCCAAGAAUAACGUUUUUGCUCGGGUUCUACAUACCAGUGUUUCUUGAACAUAUUGCAUAUGGAAUGGCUCACAGAUGGUAUCUCAGGCAUUUAGGGGCCCAGAUCGUGAAGGAUUUCUUUCAGCACUAUUUUGUUACUUUCUAUACAACGGUAACUCUUCAUGCAAACCAAUGGGGCUCCCGGGACGUUGAUUGA
Molecule: messenger RNA, 1218 nt
Organism: Aspergillus welwitschiae
Lineage: Eukaryota; Fungi; Ascomycota; Eurotiomycetes; Eurotiales; Aspergillaceae
Product: nucleotide-diphospho-sugar transferase
Exons: 5
Coding region: 1-1218 (405 amino acids)
Source: RefSeq, a predicted model, not a curated record